This is a messenger RNA of Drosophila rhopaloa, 3397 nucleotides long. RefSeq names its product AMP deaminase 2. Bases 1093 to 3240 code for a protein of 715 amino acids. Gene Ontology annotation, cellular component: cytosol. Gene Ontology annotation, molecular function: AMP deaminase activity. The record is from RefSeq and is a predicted model, not a curated record. The transcript is spliced from 10 exons. NCBI's taxonomy places the organism in Eukaryota, Metazoa, Arthropoda, Insecta, Diptera, Drosophilidae. Gene Ontology annotation, biological process: IMP salvage; AMP metabolic process.
GGCGCGAAACGCGGCCCAAAGUGUCCCACCUGCCAUCUGCCAACUAGCAACUACCUUCUGCCACCUGCCACCUGCCACCUGCCUGGGCGACCUCCGCUGACAUUGAGCCCUCUUUAUAGGGAAAGCACCCAGUAGACCGCCGCCCACUGCCCCACUAAAAUCCACCAUCGUUGUUGUUCGUGUCGCACGCCAGGCGACGCUUAAAAAAAUAUAGAAAAGAAACCAAGAAGCGGCGUCGCAGAAAACUUUCCAACUCGCGCGGACACUUCAAGUUUUUUGGCUUAAAGCGCGAAUCCCGACAAGUUCUGCACGCCAGCAAAAAUAAAGGGGGUUUACCAAUAAACAAAAAAAAGUUCCCAAAAACCGAGGAAAUUGUCAAGUUUGGGGGGGCAAAAACUACAAAUUUUAGUGCGAGUUAAAUCGAACACUUUACUUAAAGUGUUGAAGAAAGUUGUUUUGGGAUUCUUGAAGUGAAUUAAUGCCAACAAAUAAAACCUUUUCUACUUUACAAAAAAUUCUAGAGAACAAAGAUGUAAAAUUGAAAUUGUUUUGGAAAAAUCUCUUUUAGGAAAAUAGUUUCUGGGUUCAAUUAACCAUUAUACUCCUCUAUUUGGUUAUUAUUGACAAGAUCCGAAAUAUUUAAAGUAAAUUAGAUAAAUUCCAUAGUUCGGAGAAUUUAUAGAAUUUUGCCGCAGCCACUUUUUCUUAGGUGACUUUAAUUUACUUGAAGACGUCUUAAAGCGGGUCAUUAACCAACAAUUAAUAAAAAUAAAUAUGAAUAGUUCUCCCCAUUGUAAGAAUUUUGUAGUAAGCCAAAGGACAAUUGAAGUAUAGUUAUUUAGAUUAGGAAGUUCCUUAAGACACGCAAUUUGUCGCAACAACUUUUCUUUCCCAAAUAAAUGGGUUUGGGGUUUGUCAGAGGUAUUCUGCUAGCGUGCCGGAUUGCAAAUUAGCGGCAAUCGGUAGCUUCGCAUUGCCAUAAAUCAACUGGUCAAUCGAUCAUUACCAUUUGGGUGACCGAAAGAGGACCCUUCGCAGGGGAAACCCCGGAGCGGAGUGCUCCAUUCGUCGGUGGUCACUAGUCAAAGCAGGAUGUCCUUCGCGGAUGACAGUUACAGCUUUGGGCGCUGCUACGAGUAUCAGCCCGAGGAUUCUAAAUGGCAGGCCACAGGAUCCAGGCCCGUGGUGCCGGCCACCGUGUUGGCCACGCACAGGGAAUCAUCCAGCAGCACCGAAGGCCAGGAGUCCACCGUGGACAUGGACAGAAACGAUGCCGACAUCAACUUCCAGCGGGUGUCCAUUUCGGGGGAGGACACCAGUGGCGUUCCCCUCGAGGAUUUGGAGCGGGCCUCGACUCUGCUGAUCGAAGCACUGCGCAUGCGCAGCCACUACAUGGCCAUGUCGGAUCAGUCGUUCCCCUCGACCACGGCGCGGUUCCUCAAGACGGUGAAGCUCAAGGAUCGCAUCAACAACCUGCCCGUCAAGGAGGUGUCUAACAUCAUUCGCAAAAUGAGUGUAACGAACAUACAAGACGUCCAUGCUAGGCCAUCGCAGUUGAAGAUAACGAAUCCCUGGAACGUGGAGUUUCCCAAAGAUGAGGAUUUCCGUAUCAAGCCCCUCAACGGAGUGUUUCACAUCUACGAGAAUGACGAAGACAGCAGUGAGAUUAAGUUCGCAUAUCCGGACAUGAGCCAAUUUGUGAACGACAUGCAGGUCAUGUGCAAUAUGAUCGCCGAUGGGCCACUGAAAUCCUUCUGCUAUCGUCGCCUGUGCUAUCUGUCGUCCAAGUACCAGAUGCACGUGCUCCUCAACGAGCUGCGGGAACUGGCCGCCCAGAAGGCGGUGCCGCAUCGCGAUUUCUACAACACACGCAAGGUGGACACCCACAUCCAUGCCGCAUCCUGCAUGAACCAGAAGCACCUGCUGCGCUUCAUCAAGAAGACGCUGAAGAACAACGCCAACGAGGUGGUGACCCACACCAACGGCCAGGCGAUGACCCUGGCCCAGGUGUUCCAGUCGAUGAACCUGACCACCUACGACCUGACCGUCGACAUGCUGGACGUGCACGCGGAUCGCAACACGUUCCACCGCUUCGACAAGUUCAACUCCAAGUACAAUCCCAUCGGGGAGUCGCGGCUCAGGGAGGUGUUCCUCAAGACGGACAAUUAUCUGAAUGGCAAAUACUUUGCACAGAUCAUAAAGGAAGUUGCCUUCGAUUUGGAGGAGUCAAAGUACCAGAACGCCGAGCUGCGUCUCUCCAUCUAUGGCAAAUCCCCAGAUGAGUGGAACAAACUGGCCAGGUGGGCCAUCGACAAUGAUGUGUACAGCUCGAACAUCCGCUGGCUGAUCCAGAUACCACGUCUCUUCGACAUCUUCAAGUCGAACAAGAUGAUGAAGUCAUUCCAGGAGAUUCUGAACAACAUAUUCCUGCCGCUCUUCGAGGCGACAGCCAGACCCAGCCAGCAUCCGGAUCUGCACCGCUUCCUGCAGUACGUCAUUGGGUUCGAUUCGGUGGACGACGAGUCCAAGCCGGAGAAUCCGCUCUUCGACAACGAUGUGCCCCGGCCGGAGGAAUGGACCUACGAGGAGAAUCCGCCGUAUGCGUACUACAUCUACUACAUGUACGCCAACAUGACGGUGCUGAACAAGUUUAGAGAGUCGCGCGGUAUGAACACCUUUGUGUUGCGGCCCCAUUGCGGCGAGGCUGGACCCGUGCAGCAUCUAGUGUGUGGCUUCCUGAUGGCCGAGAACAUCUCCCACGGCCUCCUGCUCCGCAAGGUGCCCGUGCUGCAGUAUCUGUAUUAUCUGACCCAGAUCGGAAUCGCCAUGUCGCCGCUGUCCAACAACUCGCUAUUCCUCAACUACCAUCGUAAUCCGCUCCCUGAGUACUUGGCCCGGGGUCUCAUCAUCUCCCUCUCCACGGACGACCCCUUGCAAUUCCACUUCACCAAGGAACCCCUUAUGGAGGAGUACAGCAUUGCGGCCCAAGUGUGGAAGCUCAGCUCCUGCGACAUGUGCGAGUUGGCCAGGAACAGUGUGAUAAUGAGUGGUUUCCCCCAUGCCAUCAAGCAGCAGUGGCUGGGACCCGUUUACUACGAGGACGGCAUCAUGGGCAACGACAUCACCCGCACCAAUGUGCCCGAGAUCCGGGUGGCCUAUCGCUAUGAGACCCUGCUGGACGAGCUCUCCAACAUCUUCAAGGUGAACCAGACCUGCUCCCUCAACGAUCAGCACUCAUAGGCUCAUGGCGUUGUUGUGGCUUCCUACGCUAACUUAAUGCAAAUUACGCAGAUAUAUACGCUAGUUAUAUAUAUAUAUAAUUUAAAUGUUUCUGUACUAACCAAAAUGUAAACGCGGCAGACCAAAACCUUUAAAUAUACAAAACUUGUACACGCAA